Molecule: messenger RNA, 1571 nt
Organism: Lonchura striata (white-rumped munia)
Lineage: Eukaryota; Metazoa; Chordata; Aves; Passeriformes; Estrildidae
Gene: CFAP36
Product: cilia and flagella associated protein 36
Cellular component (GO): ciliary base; axoneme
Source: RefSeq, a predicted model, not a curated record
CCCAGGACCCACCCCGUGACGCCGGUUGCCAUAGUGGCCGCGCCGCUGGCCAUGGCGGCCGAGGAGGAGGACGACGUGGAGUGGGUAGUGGACACCAUCGCCGGGUUCCUGCGGGGGCCCGCCUGGUCCAUCCCCAUCCUGGAGUUCAUGGAGCACAACUGCGAGGUUUUUGAUGAUGAAGAAGAAAGCAAGUUGUCUUACACAGAAAUUUAUCAGGAGUACCAAGCUCUGGUGGAGAGAUUACUAGAGGACUACCUUAAAGAAGUUGGAAUUAAUGAGGAGAAAUUUCAAGAAGCUUUUUCUUCUCCUCUUGCAAAGACCCACACCUCCCAGGCCAUUCUGCAAACAGUGUUGGCAGCAGAAGAUUUUAGACUGUUUAAAAAAAUGAUGGUACAGAAAAAUAUUGAAAUGCAACUGCAAGCGAUUCGAAUCAUCAAAGAAAGAAAUGGUAUAUUGCCUGAGUGUUUGACAGAGGGUUCUGAUGUAUUCAGUGAAAUUGAACAGGAAGAAAUGAAAAUACUCAGGGAGGUUCUAAGAAAAUCUAAGGAAGAGUAUGAAAUAGAGCAAGAGAGAAAGAGGACUGAAGAAGUACAUGCUAAACGCAAAGCUCCAGAUGUUACCCACAAUAUUCCAGGAGAUUCAAGAGAAGCUGUAAAAGUUAAGGAAUCCACUGAGGGAGCUGAGGAUUCUGAAGAAACUACAAAAUGCCCAUUAGAGGGAUCUCAUAAAUCUACAAAAGACCCCAAACCAGUUUGUCCAGUACAAAGAGGAACUGAAAACUUACUCCAGCCCUCUUGUACCAAGGGUAAAGAAGACACUAAGAAAAGGUCUGCUGGGAAAGGUUCAGAGAACACAGUGCAGAAAGCUGGGGAGAAAGGAUCUGAUUUAUCCGAAACUGAAAAGCAGCAGCUGAAGCAACGUGAGGAUUACCUAAAGAAAAAACGAGACCUGUUGCUGGCUACGAAGAAAGAGUCAAGAAAUAAUGUAUCACCACUCAGCACUGAUCAGAAGGAGGAGGAAUCCCCUCCCAAAGAGGAAAUGUCAGAAGAGAAGCAAAGGCUGCUCCAGAAGAGGAAGAUGCUUGCAGAAAAGCUAAAAGAAGAAGUAAUUAAUAAGCGGUAGUUUUAAGAGGCUCAUUGCUGACCCCAAGAACAGAAGGAUGUUUUAGAAUAAAUUAUGAGUAAGUGAAGGGAUUUCCAAUCUUGCACUGGGAUUUAUAGAACUUUCAGACAAGCAGCUCAGUACCUGGUAACUCCCUAUUGCAAAUGCCACUGAAACACACCAUGAAUGCACGUUUUCCAGAGUGCUGGAAACUCCCCAACACUCCCGCAGCAAGGCCGUGCCAUCACUGUAGAGCACAGCCCUGCUCCAGCCCUGGGCCCUGAGAGCAGAGGCACUGAUGGAGAGCUGGGAAAGGAAUUCCUGUGGCAACAGCUCAGAGCUCAACAUUGGAACUUUUCAUGUCAACAGUGCAGAACGUGGUUCCUUUUAUUAGUCCAUUAUGAAGAAAUGGCUCUUUUUCAGCUGCGCAGUGUAAUAAAGUCUGGUUUCACAAGGAAGUGCACCCUCGA